AUGUGGAGAAACAUUGAAAAUUUCUCCAUCAAUAACCCGAGUGUUUCCUACAGGCCUACCAAUCAUCAAUACAAAAUCAAUUUCAUUUAUGGCACUGAUAUCACUCCAUCAACAAUCCUAAACGACAACAUGUUCCUGAGUUUGGUGGAUUUCCAAACUAUUCAGAGUGGAGUGGAAGAUCCAAACAUCUUAAUUGAUGUUAUUGGACAAGUGUCUGAUUUGGGAGCUCUAGAGACAGUUCAGUGCUCGGGUAAAGCAAGAAAGAAAAUCGAAUUCAGUUUGACAGACCUUGUUGGCCAUAGGAUUACUUGCUGUCUGUGGGGAAAGUUUGCUGAAAGCAUUAAAGCUAACUGCGAUGCAGCUGGUGAAGAUUCGGUUAUAUGCCUCCUAUGUUUUGUGAAAAUUGGGACUUAUAGAAAUGAGAUUCAAAUUUCAAACUCAUAUGAUGCUUCUCAAGUCUUUUUCAACCCGCCAAUAAUGGAGGCUGAGGCAGUUUUGAAAAGGGAUGUUGCAUCCAAUGCAUUGACAUUGGUUGAAUCCAACCAAGACAAACUUGAGAGGGAGAUAAGACGCGACCCUUGGAUGCAAUACGCAAUUAGAGACAUUGUAGAGCUACGGCAAUUAACUCAGACUAAGCAAUGCAGAAUCAUUGCCACAAUCUAUGCUAUUGACAAGGAUUGGGGAUGGUACUAUUUUGGAUGCAAAACUUGCCAAAAAAAGGUCACCCAGAUAUCGAGAACAGUUAAAAUCGUAAAUGGGAAGGAGAUUGUUCAGGAUUCAUGUAUGGGUGAAAGAUGGUACUGGAGAAGCUUACUAAUGCUAUUUGACUGGAUUGCAAGCGGAAUUGUUCCUGAAAAUGCUGCUGACUUGCUCAACGGUUCAUUUGAUGAGCUAAAAGAUGUUGAGUCUUUUCCUGAGGCUAUUACUUCUUUGAUUGGGAAGACUUUCAUGUUUGGAGUUUACAUUGAGAGAGUAACAAUCACCACCGAAUCAUUUACUCAGUCUGAUGUUGGAACUAAUAAUUUAAGUUGUUCACAGGGUUCGAUUUUACUAAUGGACAGUGAAGCAAACGAAGACACUGUGGUAACCCCAUCGUCUAAACGCAAAGAACAUUCCAACAUAAGUUCUACAACAAAGAAGCAGUGCACCAGAGUAUUUGUGAAGAAAGAAAAGACCACCAAAGAGGAGCCAAACACCAAAAAAAGUGGCUAA
This is a messenger RNA of Brassica oleracea var. oleracea, 1212 nucleotides long. RefSeq lists its product as uncharacterized. The record is from RefSeq and is a predicted model, not a curated record. Bases 1 to 1212 code for a protein of 403 amino acids. Gene Ontology annotation, biological process: DNA repair; DNA recombination; DNA replication. Lineage: Eukaryota; Viridiplantae; Streptophyta; Magnoliopsida; Brassicales; Brassicaceae. Gene Ontology annotation, cellular component: nucleus. Gene Ontology annotation, molecular function: DNA binding. The transcript is spliced from 10 exons.